GACUGGACACUUAAGUUUUCCAACCAGGUUUCAGGAGGCUGGGUCCCCAAAAUGGGGCUAGGGCUGGUCUCACGAGUCCCUGAGUGGACAGGGAAGCGUUAGGGACAUGAACUCCUGGGUCUUUCCCCACCUAGAGUAGCUCCUCCUUAAAUACCAAAAUGAUGUGGCCCUACCUUCAGGAAACCCACAGCAGUAAAAGAUACAGAGAGAGAUGGACAGACCAACAGACAGAGAGAUGGAUGGACCUGCGGUGGAAGGAGAAAUGACCAGCCAGCCAGAUGGGCAGAAGGAACCACCGAGACCCCCGUCUCCCCCGUUUCCCCCACGGGCUCCCUCGCCCCCGCCGCCGCUGUCUCCUGGCUCUAUCCUCGGAGUGCCCCUUUCGCCAGGGCCAUCGGAACAAGGUGCCCGCCAGCUGCUGCUGGACGAGUGGGGGACAUCCGGAGCGGAACUGAACCUGCCGGAGGGCCUCAGCUGGAAACUUCUCUACGUGCGGAGACCACUCUAUCGCAACCUGCUGCGGUCACCGAACCCCGAGGGCAUCAACAUCUAUGAACCACCACCCCCUUGUGGCCCUGCUCGGCCCCUGGAGACUCUGGGUAACUUUAGCGGAUGGCAAAUCAGCACUGAGAAACUGCUCCCCAACUUCAGCUGGACAGUGAAGCAACAGUGUGUGGACCUUCUGGCUGAAGGCCUGUGGGAAGAACUGCUGGAUGACGAGCAGCCAGCCAUCACCGUCAUGGACUGGUUUGAGGACAGCCGCCUGGACGUGUGUGUGUAUGAGCUCCAUGUCUGGCUCCUAGCUGCUGACAGACGGACUGUCCUCCGGCAGUACCACGCUGCUCCUCGACCCUCUCCGCGGGACCCAGGUGGACGGUGGUGCCAGGUGUCUCACGUAUUCAAACACUAUGGCCCCGGAGUACGAUUCAUUCACUUCUUGCACAAAGCAAAGAACCGUCUGGGCUCCGAUGGGUUCCGGAGAACUCGGGUGACUGACUCCUCAGUGUCCCUACAGCUACGGAAUUAACCUGUCUUCUACCCCCUGCCACAUCUCUCCCCUAGUGACCCCAUCCCUCAUUCAUAUAUACAAGGAACCUUCUGGUGACCUCCCCUCACUUUCCUUGAAGGAUUUCUUCUUUAUUUUAGUCAGGACAUGUGAUAUAGUCAGGGUAGGGAAUUCUCCUUGUGGACACUCCCUCUGCCUAUGUUGCCAGACAUCUUGUGUGUAAUGUAUUAUCUGGGAGUUGCCUGAGACACUGAAAGGUUGACUUACCUGGGGUCACACAGCCCAUAUGUAUCAGUUAGAACUUGACUCUAAGACUGGCCCUCCACCCACUGGGCCACACUUCCUUAACUCCUGCUUCCCCCAUGAAGGAUACCUCCCCCCCAAAUAUAUUGCUGAACAUCCUCAUCUUAGCCCCGAUAUUUUCCCAGGAAACCAACAUCAGUCCAUCCCAAAUAUCUCCCACCAAGGACCUCUCAUCUCCCCCUAAAAUCUCUAGGAAUCACUCAAAUCUCUUCCCUAGGGAUUUAUCUCUCCCAAACAUAGCCUAGGAGUUCCAAAAUAUAUUCUCAAAUAUAUCCUGGGGACACUGCCUUUUCUCCCCUAAGCCCCUAAAUGCCCCCCUCAAAAAGCCAUCUUCUCCAAAAGAGUAUCCCCUCAAGGAUCCCCGCAUGACCCCCAAAUGCUAAGGAAUGCUUUAUUUUAAAAAAAAAAAAUAUCCACAUGGGGCAGCUAAGUGA
Molecule: messenger RNA, 1743 nt
Organism: Vombatus ursinus (common wombat)
Lineage: Eukaryota; Metazoa; Chordata; Mammalia; Diprotodontia; Vombatidae
Gene: NCCRP1
Product: non-specific cytotoxic cell receptor protein 1 homolog (zebrafish)
Exons: 6
Coding region: 212-1027 (271 amino acids)
Biological process (GO): glycoprotein catabolic process; SCF-dependent proteasomal ubiquitin-dependent protein catabolic process
Cellular component (GO): SCF ubiquitin ligase complex; cytoplasm
Molecular function (GO): ubiquitin protein ligase activity
Source: RefSeq, a predicted model, not a curated record